Entrophospora sp. SA101 is the source of this 246-nucleotide messenger RNA. The record is from the annotation of a GenBank genome assembly. NCBI's taxonomy places the organism in Eukaryota, Fungi, Glomeromycota, Glomeromycetes, Entrophosporales, Entrophosporaceae.
AUGUCUUCUUCGUAUUUGGACCUUGUAGAUAAAUCAACGGAGCUGGAAAAUUCUAAAGUUCGGGUCUAUGCAAAAACUGCUGUUAAUAGUUGCGUCGUAACUCAAAUGGUUACAUGUGCGUUGAGAAGUCAUCAAUGCAAGGAUAUUUUGUUCGUAAAGCCAAGUGGAUAUGUUCAUUGGUUUAUAUCCAGGUUUAAAGAUGAUGUGCUUGUACCUGUGAUAUUCAUACUUCAUACGGAAGUGUGA